AGAUAAUUUAUUUCUUGGAGAUGUCAAUGUAGUGACCAAGAUUGAGGAUGACAUCUUAAAAAUUGGAGGUUGUCAUAAUGAAGUUAAAAAUUUGUUUGCAAAGAUACAAGAAUGGAUUGCUUUGAAAGAUUUCGAGGUAAUCAAUAAUGUAGAUAGGAAACCUACUUCUCUGAAACACAAGGAAGGUGAAGAUUAUGAUGUUGAAAACCGCAAACAUGGAGGAUCAAAGAGGUCACAAACCACUAAAUCAACUACGACUAGUGACCACAAGGAAGGUGAAGAUUAUGAUGUUGAAAACCCCAAACAUGGAGAAUCAAAGAGGUCACAGACCACUAAAUCAACUACGACUAGUGACCACAAGGAAGGUGAAGAUUAUGAUGUUGAAAACCCCAAACAUGGAGAAUCAAAGAGGUCACAGACCACUAGAUCAACUACGACUAGUGACCACAAGGAAGGUGAAGAUUAUGAUGUUGAAAACCCCAAACAUGGAGAAUCAAAGAGGUCACAAACCACUAAAUCAACUACGACUAGUGACCACAAGGAAGGUGAAGAUUAUGAUGUUGAAAACCCCAAACAUGGAGAAUCAAAGAGGUCACAGACCACUAGAUCAACUUCGACUAGUGACCACAAGGAAGGUGGAGAUUAUGAUGUUGAAAAACCCAAACAUGGAGGAUCAAAGAGGUUACAGACCACUAGAUCGACUUCGACUAGCGUAAACCAUCGAAAUAGAAGCUGCAGCUUUUCAGUAACAUUGACGUCUCCCUCCGAUUGCUUGUAUAUUUGCCAGUCAAGUUUGAAUAGAAAAUCAGAACUGGAUCUUUGUUUUGACUACACAUUCGAUUUAAAACCAGCUGCAAGUGGUACAAAAGAUGUGAUAUUUGCAAAAUACCAUGGUAAAAACGGAAACCUAAUAAAGUUUUUAGUUGGAGAAACAAUAAGACCAUACGAUGCCAAUGAAGUCAUUUUGGUGUUAUGCAAUAGGCCAAACUAUGAUGUUCAGCUUUUUGACAAUGAUGUAACAUUAUUUGAAAAGUUUAAGGAUCAAAGCGGAAAUAUGGUUGGUAAUGUUUUGAAAAUUCUCACAGAAAAGGGUAAACCUUGUCUUGCUUUUAUCAUGAAUUCUCAAGAAAUGAAGAAGAAACUAAGUAAGUUGGACAGUGAAUUCAACAGUUUAAUGAAAGGGCAUAGAUAUAAAUCAGUGAUAUUGUUGUGGGAUUAUUAUCUGAAAGAUCCAAAUAAUAUGAUGUCAUAUGUUUUGAAGAAGUUAGCUGAUGGAGAUGGGCCGUUUAAACAUCUAGAGAAGACAGUGCUGAUUCCUAAAGAGAAUUCAUUAUCUGUUGUAAAAUGUGAAAUACAGAAGUUUCUUGGACAAGACUCAAUGGAUUUUAAUGCAGAAGGUCAUUACAUCGAAAUAGUACCUGGUAGCAUUGAACAACAAGCGGUUGAUGUUAUUGUAAACUCUACAAGGAAGAAUCUUGAUCUUUCCAUAGGCUGUAUAUCAAAUGCUAUUUUGGAAAGGGCGGGUUAUCAAAUACAAUUAGAAUGUAAAAGAAAUGGCAUAUCUGACAAUGGAAUUGCGGUUACCACAGGAGGAAAAUCUUCUUUUAAACAUAUCUUCCACGUGUGCUUGCCGUAUUUCAAUUCUAUUAAAGAGCCAAUGAAGAAGUUGAGAGAUGUUUUAAGGAAUUGUCUUGAACAGGCAAAUCGUCUUCAAAUGACCAGUAUUGCUUUCCCUGUACUCGGUAUUGGUAAUCUGGAAUACCCUGUUCAUCUUGUAGCCAGAUGUAUGAUAGAUGAAAUAAAUGAAUAUUUCAGAAUCUUAAAGAGGAGACACCUGUGUCAUGUCAUGAUUGUAGCUUACGAUGAAAUAUCUCAACAGGCAUUCUAUCGUGAAAAUUUACACAGAGUCCGUUUAUGUAACAUAGCUGGGGACUUUGUGCACAAGGUAGAAAUAGCUAUUAAAGCUGACGAGGAAGACAAAUGCGAUAUAGAACAAAGACUGAAAGAACGAAUAAAAAGGAGACAGCUCUAUAAUACUAGUGAAGAUUUAUCAGAAAAUUUGGAAUUUCCAUCUGAAUCAAGAUCUGCUGCAACAGAAGAUGGAGAAAUGGAUGUUAGAAACAAGAAUCGACCAAGAAACUUGCAACAUCACGAAGAAAGGUGUGUUAUUGUAACAGGAUCUGAUAAUCUGUUUGCUGCUUUAGAGAGUGUUCUUGUGUCACAAUUUAUGAAUGAUGGAAUUAAUCCCAUGUGCUUCAUUACACCAUUUGAGAGUGAUCAUAAUAAAGCAUUUAUAGCUUUCAAGAGUUCAGAAGAAAGAGUUUCUGCUUGCAAUUCAAAAAAGUUUGAAAAGUUGACAUUUGAAACUCCAAGUUAUAUAAUGAAUGAUUUUUCAUGUCAUGUGAGCAUCCCACCAAAUAAAAUUAUGACAGUCAAAGAAUUAAAAAUGGAAUUAGAAAAAGCUUCUGGCGUUUUUGUAGACAUCAUUGAUCAGAAUAAGAUUUAUAUAGAAGGUUGUGAAAUACAGAUUCGCUUAGCUGAAACCAUAUUAAAGGAAAGGUUGCAAACUAAACCUAAACCAACAUCAUCAGAAAAGUACCCUGGAGGAGCAAGACCAAAAGAAGCAACUAGCUCUAGACAAUACAAAAAAUACAACAUAAAGAAAUCUGUGUUUAAAGCUAUACAACAAAUCAUUGGUAAAGAAAUAGUUCAGAAAAUGUCUCAUUCAGAACAACCUGAUGGUAAUUUUGAUUUCUAUCUUCCUGAACCCACUACUGAUAGAACUAUUCUUAAGAUAAAAGAUUUAAUAGAAGAUAUCCGUCAUGAAGAAGUAAAAAUACCAGAAGAUAAGAUGGAUGAAGCUUGUGAGUUUAGUUGGAAUCAUGAUUAUAAAGAAUCUGUAUAUGUUGGUGUUGAUGAUGAUACAAGUACUGUACAUGUUCUGGGAGUAGAUUUUAAUGAAGUUGAAGAAAUCGUCUACAAAUUUAAAAUAGCUGUAGGCUUAGUCACGAUAACUAAUAAAAAACAACAAAGAACAAGAGAUGAUAGUUUUAGUAGUCUUCCACAACAGACAGAACUUCAAGAACAGACUUACAAUACACCUAGUAAAAAUAUAAAGGUCAUUGUUAAGAAGUCAGAUAUUACUAAACUGAAUGUAGAUGUUAUUGUUAAUGCUGCUAAUGGUAUGAUGGCUCAUGGUGGAGGUGUAGCUUCUUUUAUAUCUAAAGCUGGUGGAUACAAACUAAACCAAGAAUGUCAAGACUAUAUCAAACAAUUUGGACAAAUUCCUGUUACUGGUAUUUGUAAAACAACUGGAGGUGAUAUGAGAUGUAAAAAAGUUUAUCAUGCUGUGGGACCAAGAUGGAUUGACUACCCUAAUGACAGAAAGACGUGUCAAGAUGAUUUAUGUAAAACUAUCAUAAGAUGUCUGGUAGAAGCGGAUAAAGAUGGUUAUAAGUCAAUAGCUAUUCCUUCCAUAUCAUCAGCCAUAUUUGGAGUACCAAAACCAAUCUGUAUUGAAAUGUAUGUAAGAGCUGUCCAUAGUUUUGAUAACCUGCACAAUGUCACCAAUCUUAGAGAAAUCUACUUUGUCGAUAUUCAAAAGGAUAUGGUUUCAUCUAUUCAAGGUGGUUUCGAAAUGUUUUUGAAAAAUCCAUUGGAUGAUUUACAAAAACAAACUCUUGGACGACUGAUUGACGAUAUAUCAGGUGGAACAAGAUAUGGGGACAUAGAUUCAGCAACAUCAUCUCAGAGUAAUCCAGGCAGGUCAGAUGUUACCCAAUCACAAGAAUCACAAGUGAAAAUGGUAAUAAAAGAACAGGAAUCUAAAACAUAUAUGAUAUGUUAUUUAAACCCUGAUUUUAGUAUACAUAUUUAUCAAGCUGAUGCAAUCACAUCUACUAAGACAGAAGCUAUUACGACUUGGGAAGAUACACAACUCAGCAACUUUAAUGCCAAUACUAAAGUUAUCAUUGAAGAAGCUGGUCAAAAUUAUGAAGAUGAAAGAACAGAGAUAAAAACUAAGAACAAAAAUAUGUUUAAAGCUGGAUCUGUUAUUACUACAUCAGCUGGUUCAUUACCAUUUAAAUAUAUCUUCCAUCUUGUUUCUUCAAUUAAACCAAAAAAAGAAGAAAUAGAGAGUUUAAUCUCUAAUCUUAUUGAAGAGACCAGAAAGACAUCAGUUCAUUCGGUUACCACAGGUAAUGGAAAUCUAGAUGCUUCUAUGCUGCUUGAUGUUUUGUUGAAACAACUACAAGAAAAUAUUAAAUUGAAAAUAUCGUCCACCUUGAAGGAAAUACAUUUGGUUGUUAAAUCAGAGGAGAUUAUGACAAAGAUCCAUAAACAGCACCAAGAUCUGGUUCAUCAAGAAGAUGAUAAAGCCGGAAAUGAUGAAUGUAGUAUUUGUAUGGAAGUUAUAUCAGAAAGGAAGAAUUUACCAUGUGGUCAUUCUUUCUGUGGACCCUGUAUUGAUCAAGCAAUGAAGUGUAGCAUAUUCUGUCCUAUUUGUAGAAAAAAUGUUUAUGGUGGUAUACAGACAGGUACCCAACCAGAUGGACACAUGGAAGUUACAAAAAAUAUAUAUAGUCAUCUUCCUGGAUAUGAGAAAUAUUGUACUAUAGAAAUCAAAUACAUAUUCAGAGAUGGCAUCCAGUCGGAGAAACACCCAAACCCUGGUAAACCAUUUAAAGGUACAACAAGAACAGCUUAUUUACCUGAUAAUAGAGAUGGUCAAGAAGUCUUGUCUUUAUUGAAAACAGCCUGGGAUAGAAGAUUGAUUUUUACUGUGGGUAAAUCUGUUACAACUGGACAAAAUGAUGUUGUAACCUGGAAUGAUAUUCACCAUAAAACAAGAGUACAUGGUGGACCAGACAGUUAUGGCUACCCUGAUCUUGGUUAUUUGAAUCGUGUUAAAAAAGAACUAAUGGCACACGGUGUAACACCAGAAAAACCAAGAUAAUACAAUUGCUAUGGAAACAAAAAAAAAGAAGGGAAGAAGAUUUUUUGCUAUUUAUAAUUGUUUUUUACAAAUUUAAUUUUAAUUUUACACACCGAUAUUUUCUUCUUCACCUAUAUUGUUUGCUUUUAUAUAGUAAUCACUCCAGUCUAUCGAUCUGUCUAAUAUUUCUUUUCGGUACCAUAUAGACUCCAUUCUAUCAAUCUGUCUAAAAUUCCUUUUCGGUACCAUAUAGACUGAUUUUCUCAUCAAAUCAAUUUCAAAUUUAUAUUGAUUGUUAGAUUAUAUUAAGGUGUGGGCACUCACAUAUUUUAUUUUACAUUAAAAAGUUUACUCUGUAGAUUAAGCCAAUAUUGUGAUGACAGACAUUCUGUUCACCAAUGCCAAGUUUAUGUGGAAAAUUAAAAAACUGACUUUUUGCCUUGUACACAGACACAAAGGGCUUACAUCUCUUCUGAACCACUGAUGCGUGCGAGGUAGGGACUUAAAUUUGAACAAAUUAAUACUAUUCUUACACUAGUUUAAAAAAAAAAAACUCUAUAGUUUCAAGAUGUUUUCAGGUAAAUUAUUUACAACAGUCGGUAUUGAAGUCAAAUAUAGAGACCAAUGUAGUAAAUAUUAUAUUAUUAAUUUUGCAGUGCAAAUCAUUGAAAUCAGGUCAAAUAUCUUUGUUUACCGUUACAUGGAAUAGGUCAGGAUUUAAACAAUACAUCAAAGGUGAUUUUCCGUGCUCUCUCCCAUUUAAAUUGUUUUUCCAAUUGACCUCAUCAAUAACAGAACUUUGCAAAUGUUGAGGUGAAACGGUUAAGUAGGUCCGGUUUUUAAACAAAGGUUAUGUGCAACUUUUAAAAAACAGGAAAGUUUGCCUGGUUGAAAUGUUUUUCAUUUCAACAUAGCUACCUUUUGGCGGAUUUUGCUUCGUGGAAAUGUUUCUUGUUUUAACUUGAUUUGUGAGUUUUUGGUCGAUUUUAAUAUAUUAUUCUUUAACUAGAUAUUGUAAUUAAUGUAUAAGUGUGUGAUUUUAUGACAGAGGUAGUAUUAAUUACAUUUUAAAUAUUAUUGAUUUUCUGAUAUAAAAAUAUGCUUACUAAUUUGUAUAGCCAGUUACCUGAUUUAUUUUUAUAAGUCUUAAAAUGUGUGAGAGAGUAACGGCCCAAUGCUUUACUCCACAAAAACAGAACUUUACUAACAGGAAGUCAUAUGAACAGCUUUUAGUGAGUCAGCAAUAAAAGAUGAUGACAACUAAUCUUCAAAUGAAUUUGAAAAGGUCAAAACAAGAUGAAAUGUCGAAUUGUAGACACAAUUUAGAGGCUAAAGUUACAAUUUGAUUGGCAGUAAACUCAUAAACAGUGUUUAUAGAUUUAACAAUUUCCAACAAUUACUGUCAGAGUUUUUGCCCUUGAUUAAUUUAAAAUAUCUUGUGGACAUUCUAGAAGCUAAAGUUAUCAUUAUAGUAAUAUGGAUGGCGGGGAUUUGUGCUAAAGAACUCAUAUGUAGAAUAAUAUUAUGGUCUUGAUUAAUUAUUCUCCAUUGUCAAAAUAUUAGCUAUGGUAUAAUUUUAUUUUGAAACGCAAAUUAAAUUGUUUAUGAAAUAUUGUACCAAUAACAGGACAUGGGGGGCUAAAGAUUAGAAAUAGAGAAAUAUGGUGGUUGAAACAAUAUCGUUAUCUUUACAAAUUAAUGAUUCUAAGUUCAUAACCAAAAAUAUAGAAAGUAUAAUGGUUAUUUAGAUAUGUUAACGCAGCUAUAGUUUAGUAACAUGUUGGUCAUUUGCAUUUUUGCAUUCUUCAAGGAUAAAUUGUUAUUGUUUGAAAUACACGUGAGUGGAAAAUUUCGAAUUAGCCUACCCCACAGACAAAUUAGGCACCUAUAAAUAUGAGGGAGUGGGGGCUAGAAUAGACAGACAUGCAUUGGUUUCUUUAGACGAACAUUUCACGAUGUCUAGCCACGCUGGUUAGACUUUUACAGGAAGGAGUGGGGUUAAGAGAAGGAGAUGUUAAUUUUAAAUAUUGUAAUACAGACUAUUGUGUAACUGUUGACAUAAAAACGUAUAGCCAAAAAAAAAUAUCUUUGUUCCUGUUAC
This is a messenger RNA of Patella vulgata (common limpet), 7037 nucleotides long. RefSeq lists its product as uncharacterized. Gene Ontology annotation, biological process: Notch signaling pathway; protein ubiquitination. The record is from RefSeq and is a predicted model, not a curated record. The coding region runs from base 1055 to 4957 and encodes 1300 amino acids. NCBI's taxonomy places the organism in Eukaryota, Metazoa, Mollusca, Gastropoda, Patellidae. The transcript is spliced from 16 exons.